AUGGAACAGAAAGUCAAGGUAACACCGUCGGAUGUUGUAAGUAGUACUCUUUUUGCACUCUUUCUAAUGAAUAUUAUUUGAAAAUGUGUAACUGUAUUCGAAUAUGGAUGACCUCUUUAAAAGUUUAUCUAAAAUAUUAAAUUUUGUCGUUUUUUUUGAAAUUUUGGCCAGAUUACUAUAGAUUUUUAUCUAUAUUAUCAUUGUUUUUUUAAUUAUGUAACUUUAUAUAAUUUUUUAGGUUUUCUUUCCGUACACUGAAUUCAGUCAGCAAGAAUUGACCAUCAAAAACGAAUGGGACAAGCCCUUUAUGUUCAAGAUGAAGAGUACCAGACCUGGAGUCCUCAAGAUGCGUCCUGUCUUUGGUAUCAUCAAACCCAAGGCUAGUGUAAGUUUAUUUUUGCUUUGAUUUUUCUAGAAAUCUAUAUUUUCAUUUUUUGUCCAAGAAUGGUAUAGUUAGAAGCCUUCUUACACGUCGUAAUGUCAUCCACAACUUUAGAAGACGAUCAAACUGUCGAUGCGAUGUGCCGACCCCAACGAUGCCAAGAUAAGUGAAAAGGACCGAUUCACAGUUGUUGCAGCUCCAAUACCUAAGAAGUUGGUCAGUGUUGCGGCCAUCUUCAAAGAGAACAAAGCUCCAGAAGUCCGUCUUCAAGCAGUUCGAAAGGUUCUGAAGAUCAAGAUUGGAGAGAAGAAGCCAUCUGUAGCUACUGCCUCAGCGGAAGAGAAGAAAGAGAGCAAGGAGGAAAUCAAAGAAAAAAAGGAAAGCAAGGAAGAAAUAAAGGAAGAAAAGAAGGAAAGCAAAGAAGAAGUAAAGCCUGAGAAGAAGGAGAGCAAGGAAGAGGUCAAGACAGUCCAGAGUGAGGUCAAGAAGGUGGAGAAGAAAGUGAGUUAUUAAAAUUGUUUAGCUUUAUUGUAUGGAAAAGACAAUGAAAGCUUUGGGAUUAUUAUAUUAAAUUGAGCAAAAAGUAACUAAAUCUCUAGUUUAAUAUAACUAAAAUAAUAUUUUCAGGAGAAGAUCAAAGAGGACACCAAGGACAAAAGCAAGAAGAGUCACAAAAGAAAGAAGAGUAGUCGGGGCAAGAUCAAGAAGGAAAAGAAGACGAAAAAGUCGACUGACGAUCAAGCAGCCGCCAAAAAGACUGGAGAAGAAGAAAAAGAAAGCUCGAGCACUAAAACUUGGUGCUCGACUUGUUCAUGUCACUCGAACUGCGGCAGAACUCACAAAAGCACUGCCAAGACUAAAACUACCUGA
Molecule: messenger RNA, 1252 nt
Organism: Bursaphelenchus okinawaensis
Lineage: Eukaryota; Metazoa; Nematoda; Chromadorea; Rhabditida; Aphelenchoididae
Source: the annotation of a GenBank genome assembly